Candidozyma haemuli is the source of this 2700-nucleotide messenger RNA. It is a transcript of the gene PWP2, whose product is annotated as snoRNA-binding rRNA-processing protein. The transcript has a single exon. Gene Ontology annotation, cellular component: Pwp2p-containing subcomplex of 90S preribosome; small-subunit processome. Gene Ontology annotation, biological process: maturation of SSU-rRNA from tricistronic rRNA transcript (SSU-rRNA, 5.8S rRNA, LSU-rRNA); ribosomal small subunit assembly. Lineage: Eukaryota; Fungi; Ascomycota; Pichiomycetes; Serinales; Metschnikowiaceae. Bases 1 to 2700 code for a protein of 899 amino acids. Gene Ontology annotation, molecular function: protein binding. The record is from RefSeq and is a predicted model, not a curated record.
AUGAAAUCCGAUUUCAAGCUUUCGAAUUUGGUCGGAACGGUUUACAGGGAAGGCAAUCUCGUCUUCACCGAUGACGGAACCAAACUUAUAUCUCCUGUUGGCAACAGAGUCUCGUCCUUUGACUUGAUCAACAGCAGAUCUUUCACCUUCAACUACCAGCAUCGCAAGAACAUCGCCAGAAUUGCAUUGAAUAAGCAGGGUACGUUGAUGAUCUCUGUGGACGAGGAUGGCAGAGCGAUUCUUGUGAACUUUGUUUCUCGUGUUGUUUUGCAUCAUUUCAACUUUAAGGGAACGGUUAGAGAUAUCAAGUUCAGUGACGAUGGCCACUACUUCGCUGUGGCUGUUGAUAGGUUUGUGCAACUAUGGAAAACUCCAGAUUUCACUGAAGAUAGACAGUUUGCUCCGUUUGUCAGACACAGAAACUACGCUGCCCACUAUAACGACGUGCUUUCCGUCACUUGGUCGCCAGAUCUGCGAUUCGUGCUUUCCACUUCCAAGGAUCUUUCCGCUAGAGUGUUCUCUGUUGAUAGCGAAGAUAAAGCAGCUGCAUCUGUUCUUCAUGGCCACCGUGACUACGUUAUCCUGGCUUUCUUCAAUUCCACACAAGAGAUCAUCUACACUGUUUCUAAGGAUGGUGCAUUGAACCAGUUUGAAUAUGUCGAGGAAGACGAAAGUGAAAAUGAUAUGGAGGAUGAAGAAAAUGGCAACAGGCUGGAAGAAAAGGAAGAUUCAGGAAGAUGGCGCAUAACCUCGAAGAACUUCUUCCGUGUUGAAGGUAAUGUGCGUUGCGCUGCCUUCCACGCUCCUUCCAACAUGUUGGUUGUGGGAUUCACCACAGGUGAGUUCCGUCUUUACGAUCUUCCAGAGUUCUCUCUCAUUCAGCUGUUGUCCAUGGGUAAGAACGCAGUUGACACUGUUAGCAUCAACAAGAGCGGUGAGUGGUUUGCUUUUGGUUCUUCUAAGGCUGGUCAGCUUCUUGUUUACGAAUGGCAGAGUGAGUCUUAUAUUCUCAAGCAGCAGGGCCACUUUGACGCUAUGAACUGUUUGUGUUACUCUCCUGACGGUUCAAGAGUUGUUACUGCUUCUGAUGAUGGUAAGAUCAAAGUGUGGGAUAUCAACUCUGGUUUCUGUCUUAUGACUUUCACUGAACAUAUUGGCGGUGUCACUGCUGUCAGCUUUGCAAAGAAGGGUCAAGUGAUGUUCUCUGCUUCGCUAGACGGUACUGUGAGAGCAUGGGAUUUGAUCAGAUUCCGUAACUUCAGAACCUUUACUGCCCCAGAAAGAGUUCAAUUUACUAGUUUGGCUGUUGACCCAAGUGGAGAGGUUGUCGUUGCUGGAUCUCAAGAAGAGUUUGAAAUCUUCGUAUGGUCUGUUCAAACAGGUGCUCUUCUAGACUCUUUGGCUGGCCACGAGGGUCCUAUUUCUUGUCUUGCAUUUGGUGCCGAAGGCUCAGUUUUGGCAUCGAGUUCAUGGGACAAGACAAUCAGAGUCUGGAGUAUCUUCAGCAGGACCCAACUUUCAGAACCCAUUGAGAUGGAGCACGAUGUUUUGGCAUUGGCCAUGAGACCAGACGCCAAGGAAGUGGCUGUCAGUACCCUUAAUGGCUACAUUCUUACGCAUGACGUUGAACUGACAGACCAGACACAUUCGCUUGAUAUCAGAAAAGAUGUCUUUGCCGGACGUCACAUGAAUGACCGUUUUGAGCUGAAGAACAGUUCCAGAGCGAAGAACUUCACCACCAUUGCAUACUCUUUCGACGGCCAGGCCUUGGUCGCUGGAGGAAACAACAACAGCAUUUGUCUUUAUGAUAUUGCCGACGAGGUGUUAUUGAAACGUUUCGUUGUGUCUGAGAACAUGUCGCUUGAUGGAACACUCACCCAGCUUAACAGUUCUAAGAUCACUGACGCUGGUACUUCCAUUGAUGCCGUUGACGUCGCUGGUGAGAACUCAGACAGAGAAGACCGUAUUGAUACGUCGUUGCCUGGAUCUCACCGUGGUGAUCCUGGAGCCAGAAACUUGCGUCCACAAGUUCGUGUUACUGGUGUUCAGUUUUCGCCUACUGCUGGCUCUUUCGGUGCUGCUACUACCGAAGGAUUACUUGUCUACAGCACAGACCACACUGUUGAAUUUGAUCCUUUCGAUUUAGACAUGGAUGUUACGUAUGCCAAUGUUGUGGAGAGCAUUGACGAGAAAGAAUGGCUCCAUGCGCUUAUCAUGGCAUUCCGUUUGAACGAGCACCAUUUGAUUGAGCGCACGCUUGAGCUGGUUCCCGUCAAGGAUAUCCGUUUGGUAUGCGCUGACUUGCCACAUAUCUACGUUGGCAGACUCUUAGAGCAUCUUGGGCGUAAGAUGAAUUCUGGCGAAGGAGCACAGCAUAUUGAGUUUAACCUUAUUUGGGUGAAGGCCAUUCUUGACAGCCACGGACAGCAUAUCAGCGCCAAGAAGGCCGAAUUCGUGCUGGGCAUUCGUCUCGUACAAAGAUUUUUGAGCAGAGUUGCCAAAGAUGUGGUGAAUGUCAGCAAAAAGUCCGGAUACCUCUAUGGAUACUUGAAAGAGAACAAGCAAGAGGAGGAAGAAGCCGAAGAUGAGCUUGAUAUGGACGAAAUCAAAGUUGACGAAAGCGAAGGCGAGGAAGAAGAAGAUGAUGAUGACGAUAUGGAAGAGGAAGAAGAAGAAUGGCAAGGGUUCCAAGGAAAGUAA